GUUUGGUACCAAAUAAAGAUAUUUAUACAUGUAAUAUGCAUCCUGUGUAUAGAUAUCUUCUGUAUUCCACUUGCUUUAUUAUUGAGAAUUUCUUCACGCUUAUUUUCAUUUAGUCUAAGGAGAAAUCAAGAAAGCCUAUUUCCUUAGUCAUCUUAGUCAUUAUCCACCCCCACCAGCCAUCCAGGCUAAGAACAUUGUGCAGACUGAGUUAUUAAAGUUGAUCUGAAAGAGCAAUCUGUUCUAAAUGACUGUCCCUGGAUCUGCAACGGAACCCUGUAAAUACCCUUCAUUACUCUGGCGGGGCAGUAUCACAUUUCCUUCAUGCCACUUUUGUGUCUGACACAAGUUAGGCAGUGAGAUUUGGACUUUAGAUCAUCCUGGUUGAUUGAUAUAGGAAUGGUGCUUCUCCUGAGACAGGGCGUGAAGAAUUUCCCUCUUCUCCUGUGCUUUCAUCUAAAAGUUCUCCCUGGAUAAUUAUCAUUGCAGUGGAGUGCCUGGAUUGGACAUCCUCAUCUGGGUCAACUAAGAAAAGAAAGCAUGCAAGACGACAGCGUAGAAGCUUCUACUUCCAUAUCUCAGCUUCUAAGAGAGAGCUAUUUAGCUGAAACCAGACAUCGGGGAAACAAUGAGAGGAGUCGAGCGGAGCCUUCCUCCAACCCUUUCCAUUUUGGCAGUCCUUCUGGGGCCGCUGAAGGAGGCGGAGGCCAAGAUGACCUUCCAGAUCUUUCAGCCUUUCUGAGCCAAGAAGAAUUAGAUGAAAGUGUCACUCUGGCAAGACUGGCCAUCAAUCACGACCCUUUGGAGAAGGCAGAUGAAACUCAAGCUAGAAAACGACUUUCUUCUGAUCAGAUGAAACACACACCUAAUUCAAGUUUUGAGCCUAACUUCUGCCAGGAUAACCCUCGAAGUCCCACCAGCUCCAAAGAAAGCCUCCAGGAGGCAAAAAAGCCACAGUAUUGUUCUGAAACCCAGUCCAAAAAAGUAUUCUUAAAUAAGGCUGCCGACUUCAUUGAAGAGCUAUCCUCCCUUUUCAAAUCCCACAGCUCCAAAAGGAUUAGACCUCGUGCCUGCAAAAACCACAAGAGUAAACUGGAAUCUCAAAACAAAGUUAUGCAGGAAAACAGCUCCAGUUUCUCAGAUCUGUCAGAAAGACGAGAAAGAUCUUCUGUUCCCAUCCCUAUCCCUGCGGAUACCAGGGAUAAUGAAGUGAAUCACGCCCUCGAAGAGCAGGAAGCCAAGAGGCGUGAAGCGGAGCAGGCUGCCAGUGAGGCGGCUGGUGGAGACACCACCCCAGGGUCUUCCCCUUCAUCUCUGUACUAUGAAGAACCUCUGGGGCAACCUCCCCGGUUCACUCAAAAGUUACGGAGCAGAGAAGUUCCAGAAGGAACUCGAGUACAGUUGGAUUGCAUAGUGGUAGGAAUUCCACCACCUCAAGUAAGGUGGUACUGUGAAGGCAAGGAGCUUGAAAAUUCCCCAGACAUUCACAUCGUCCAGGCAGGAAAUCUGCACUCACUGACCAUUGCGGAAGCCUUUGAAGAGGACACAGGACGCUAUUCCUGCUUUGCUUCUAACAUCUAUGGGACAGAUUCAACUUCUGCUGAGAUUUAUAUAGAAGGGGUUUCUUCUUCUGACUCAGAAGGGGACCCUAACAAGGAAGAGAUGAAUCGAAUCCAGAAGCCAAAUGAGGUGUCAUCUCCUCCCACUACCUCUGCAGCCAUUCCUCCAGCAGUACCCCAAGCCCAGCAUUUGGUGGCCCAACCUGGUGUGGCAACCAUCCAGCAGUGUCAGAGCCCCACCAAUUACUUGCAAGGAUUGGAUGGAAAACCUAUCAUUGCAGCUCCUGUGUUUACAAAGAUGCUACAAAAUUUGUCAGCUUCUGAGGGUCAGCUGGUUGUCUUUGAAUGCAGAGUAAAAGGAGCCCCAUCUCCUAAGGUUGAGUGGUAUAGAGAAGGGACUUUAAUAGAAGAUUCUCCAGAUUUUAGGAUUUUACAGAAAAAACCUCGAUCCAUGGCAGAGCCAGAGGAGAUUUGCACCUUGGUCAUUGCUGAGGUGUUUGCAGAAGAUUCUGGGUGCUUCACAUGUACUGCAAGCAACAAAUACGGCACAGUGUCAAGCAUUGCACAGCUGCAUGUGAGAGGAAAUGAUGACCUCAGCAACAACGGGUCUCUUCACUCAGCCAACUCCACCACCAACCUGGCUGCUAUUGAGCCACAGCCCUCCCCACCCCACUCAGAGCCUCCGUCUGUGGAACAACCCCCCAAACCCAAACUCGAGGGAGUUCUGGUGAACCACAAUGAGCCCCGGUCCAGCUCCAGGAUUGGGCUUCGUGUGCACUUCAACCUGCCUGAAGAUGACAAAGGAAGUGAAGCAUCCUCCGAGGCUGGCGUGGUGACCACCAGACAGACCAGGCCCGAUUCUUUCCAGGAGAGGUUCAACGCACAGGCAACAAAAAUCCCAGAGCCUUCUUCCCCCGUCAAAGAGCCCCCUCCAGUUCUGGCCAAACCCAAACUUGAUUCCACUCAGUUACAACAGCUUCAUAACCAAGUCUUACUGGAACAACACCAGUUGCAAAACCCAUCUCCUUCAUCUCCUAAGGAGUUUCCUUUCAACAUGAGUGUUUUGAACUCCACUGCUCCCCCAGCGGUGACAACAUCCAGUAAGCAGGUGAAGGCUCCUUCAUCACAGACGUUCAGCUUGGCCCGGCCGAAGCAUUUCUUCCCCUCCACGAACACCACCGCAGCAACUGUGGCCCCUUCCAGCUCUCCGGUGUUCACUUUGAGCAGCACUCCUCAAACUAUUCAGAGGACAGUGAGCAAAGAAAGCCUCUUAGUGUCUCACCCCUCCAUGCAAACCAAAUCUCCAGGAGGGCUUUCCAUCCAAAAUGAGCCACCCCCACCAGGCCCAACAGAGCCAACACCACCACCACUCACAUUUUCCAUCCCCAGCGGAAACCAGUUUCAGCCCCGCUGUGUGUCCCCAACUCCUGUCUCUCCUACCAGCCGGAUUCAGAACCCUGUGGCUUUUCUCAGCUCUGUUCUGCCUUCUCUCCCUUCCAUCCCACCCACAAAUGCCAUGGGGCUGCCUAGAAGUGCACCAUCCAUGCCGUCCCAGGGAUUAGUGAAGAAAAAUACAAAGUCUCCUCAACCAGUGAAUGAUGAUGACAUUCGUGAAACUAAGAACGCGGUGAUUCGAGACUUGGGGAAAAAAAUAAAUUUCAGUGAUGUCAGACCAAACCAGCAGGAGUACAAAAUUUCAAGCUUUGAGCAGAGGCUGAUGAAUGAAAUAGAGUUUCGCUUGGAACGUACUCCUGUUGAUGAAUCAGAUGAUGAAAUUCAACACGAUGAGAUCCCCACGGGCAAGUGUAUUGCUCCCAUCUUUGACAAGAGACUCAAGCACUUCCGGGUCACAGAAGGCUCUCCAGUCACAUUCACUUGCAAAAUUGUUGGGAUACCUGUUCCAAAGGUUUACUGGUUCAAAGAUGGUAAGCAGAUUUCUAAGAGAAAUGAGCACUGCAAAAUGAGGCGAGAAGGAGAUGGGACAUGUUCUCUGCACAUUGAAUCCACCACCAGUGAUGACGAUGGCAACUACACCAUCAUGGCAGCCAACCCCCAGGGGAGAAUCAGCUGUUCUGGCCACUUGAUGGUACAAAGUUUGCCCAUUCGCAGUCGACUAACCUCUGCUGGUCAGUCUCACAGGGGAAGAUCCCGAGUGCAAGAAAGAGACAAAGAGCCCCUACAGGAACGCUUUUUCCGACCACAUUUCCUGCAGGCUCCUGGGGAUAUGGUAGCUCACGAGGGGCGCCUCUGUCGGCUCGACUGUAAGGUGAGUGGUUUACCGCCCCCGGAGCUGACGUGGCUACUCAAUGGCCAACCUGUGCUACCAGAUGCCUCCCACAAGAUGCUGGUCAGGGAGACCGGAGUCCACUCUCUGCUCAUUGACCCGCUCACUCAGCGCGACGCAGGGACCUAUACGUGCAUCGCUACCAACAAAACCGGGCAGAAUUCUUUUAGCCUGGAGCUCUCUGUAGUAGCCAAAGAGGUGAAGAAAGCACCAGUGAUCCUGGAGAAACUACAGAACUGUGGUGUUCCCGAAGGCCACCCUGUGAGACUGGAGUGCCGCGUGAUAGGCAUGCCCCCACCUGUGUUCUACUGGAAGAAAGACAAUGAGACUAUCCCUUUCACCAGAGAGAGGAUCAGUAUGCACCAGGACACGACAGGGUAUGCCUGCCUUCUCAUUCAGCCAGCCAAGAAAUCAGAUGCUGGAUGGUACACGUUGUCAGCCAAGAACGAAGCUGGCAUCGUGUCGUGCACUGCCAGGCUGGAUAUAUACGCUCAGUGGCACCAUCAGAUCCCACCGCCCAUGUCUGUCCGGCCCAGCGGCAGUCGCUACGGAUCUCUCACCAGUAAAGGACUUGACAUAUUUUCUGCCUUUUCCUCCGUGGAAAGCACAAUUGUGUAUUCAUGCUCUUCUCGGAGCGUGGUGGAGAGUGAUGAACUUUAAGAAUGUCUGGGUGCCUGCUGUGUAACAGAGCGGACUGUGGAGGGGGAAUGAGAACAAGCCAGACUUGGUGGUUUCCAAACAAUGGAAGUUGAGUAAGUUCCCACGCUGCUGGACCUGUGGCAAGGAGUGCUUUGAACAAGUCAGCUAGAGAUUCUUGCAGUCUCAGCUGGGGGAGAAAGGUAGGGCCGUGCCUUCUAAAGAUUCCAACAGAGAUGUGAGAAGAUAGUACAGAUGAACCAAAGAUGUCACACAGUUGCCAUCCACUGCUUUGGGAAAAAACUAGCAUGUUCCCCUGCCCCCUGUUGUGUUAGGGAUGUUUAGGUUGUACUAGGAGCAAUUAGGAGCAAUAUGCCUGGGCUGAGAGGAGUUAGGCAGUAGUGACCUUAGGAUGUAACUAACUCACCAAACAAUGCCAAGGAGAAAGGUGGGGAGGUCACUAUCGCCUUUCAUCGAUUACAUGUAUAGCAGUAGUUUUGGUGAAUUCACUAAAUCAGCUUCCACUUAGCAUUAGGAGGUCAUGCCAUACAGCUCACGUAUGCAGACAGACACUUUUGAUUUGCAUAUCCUGGGUGUACUGAGCCACAUAAUAAGGUGUCAAAAUGCGCUUGAGAGUCCAAAACUCACUGAAACACUUGAUAUUGCACAAUGCAUUUAUUGUGUGGCCAAAACAUGGCCUUACCAGCUUGUCUGCACCAUUUUCUUUUGGGUGGUGACUGGUUUUUUCUGACUUUGCAUAUCCCUAGACACUAGAACUAAAGGAUUGUUAAUAAGCCAAUCAGAAAGAAAUCCUCUGCGGGGUCACUUUAAAAACUACUAGCUUCAACUGCCACUUACAAAAUGUGCAAGAGUCAUCAUUUACCCAUAAAAUACACCUCACGCGCUCCUACCCCUCUCCCCAAAAGUCUGAAAGUGCAGGAGGAAGGAAGAGAUACAAACAAGGAGAGGAAAUGAUGGGAGAGUGUUGUUUUUGUCACUUGCCCCAGCAGAGCAGUGGUUUUGGAAGGAGAGGUCUUUAAUCGCUUUGAAAUGCUUUGAGAUCUUUAGUCAAAUUGCAUUUUCUAUGUAGAAAAUAUUCUGCUAAGUGGAAAAGUUGGGGGAAAGGGGAAUAUGCGUCUUUAUUCUAAUCACCAAUUCAAACCCUGCCUCUUAAGGAAUUUUUAGACUUAGGUUCACUGUGAUAUCCCUAGUGCCUAGAAGAGUACCUAGCACAAAGUAGACAUUCAAUAAAUAUUUGCUGGAUGAAUGAA
Messenger RNA from Chlorocebus sabaeus (green monkey), 5747 nucleotides. RefSeq names its product myopalladin (gene MYPN). NCBI's taxonomy places the organism in Eukaryota, Metazoa, Chordata, Mammalia, Primates, Cercopithecidae. The record is from RefSeq and is a predicted model, not a curated record.